UUGCUGUUUGACUUCCCCCGAUCGUGAUUUCAAACUUUUAUAUUAUGACACUACUUGUUGUGCAGUGUGCCGCCGCCGCGGCAGAAUCCUGUACAAGCAUCAGCAGUGUCCGGACGCUGCCGGCCAUGAUAAUCACGGACGUGCAUUAUGGAAAAUGAAUAACUGCCGGCCACAUCAUUCGUUUGUUUCUUUUAUCAUGAAAUUACAUAUCUCAGUCUUAUUGAUGCGUUAAUAUUGUCCGACGACGAAUGUUGUGUGUUAUUUUUUCUCCUGCUGACACACUAAGCCGAUUAGUUAAAACAGCUUAAUUUGUCCAAUCGUUCAUGAUUAUUUUAUCUGCAUAUGCUUGGUAGCUGAAUAUUGUACAACUGUGUCGCUGCUGACCGUUAUGGAAAAAAAUACUAAACCAAUUGAGUGGAACAAGGCUUGAUGUACUGUGCACAUAUAAUUAACUGGAUUGAUCCACAAGCCGCUUAUUGUUCCGAUCACAUGGAGAAUCGCGCUGAAACGGCAAUUCGGACACCGGAUCGUAUUACGUUGGCGGUGCUAUAGUGAAAAUCUAAUAUACGGCAUCGGAAAAGCGCUUAUCGUUGGAUUCGUUUUCGGAGCUGUACGCCACGGUUUUCUCAUCAAGCGGGAAUUAAAACACUACAUUUAUAAAGGUGGAUGUUAUGUCAUAUGCGAAUAUCGAUUGAGUGGGAGAUUGUUUUCCAUUCUGCCUGGUCUGUGCCUGCAAUAUCCGGUUGAUGUCCAUGGGUGAAUUUUUCUAUAUGAUUUACGACGACUGCAUUUUCCGGCCAUAUCGUCAGAGCACGGUUAUGCAUUAAUCUAACAAUUUAUAUCAUGCCGCCAGCCUCCGCGUUACCCAAACAUAUUGCCCAUUCCCUGUACGGUGCCAACACGAAUCUCAGCAAGAAGGGACUUCCGUUCCGGCCAAAGGUCACCCAUGAAGCGCUCAACGCUGUACUGCAGCAGCGCAAAUCUCUUAAUGAUCGUCAGCCGGAUGCGGUGGCGGAGUAUGAUCACUAUACCGGAAAUAAUAAUCCCUACGAGUCGUUGUCGUGCGGCGACAGUGACGAAAUUGCCAGCGAUAGCGUCAGUAUGACGACGGAGAAGUCGGAGACCAGCACCGAUGACCUUGGGUCAACUGUGUCGUGCAGCAGCAGUAGUGGCUUUGAAUACGAUCACCAUCUGAAAUUCCACUGUAAGGAAUUCCAAAUGGAGCCGGAUGAUCAUUUUAUCGCCUCAAGUAUCUUGACACGAUCACCUUGUGGGACCUCUCCCAUCGUCAGCCGGAAGGGAUCAACGCGAGGCGUACGGGGCCGUGUCAGAGCCACCAUCGAUAAUUUCAACGAAGCCGCAGACGCCGGUCUCCAUUGCAAGAACUAUCAGCUGAUUGAAAGAGGACGCGCCGUCUUAUAUGUGACAUCUCUUGCUGUGUGCCGGAGUCCAUUCCUUCGUUGUCUGGAAAUACGAAAAAUCCUACAUAACCUUAUGGUCAAAUAUACAGAGUGUGAUCUUUACAUAAAUCGAGAUUACCAGCAGGAAUUAAAGGAGCGGCUGGGUUGCGAAAAAAGUGAAGGUGUACCACAACUGUUUGUCGAAGGACAGUAUGUUGGGGAUUUUGAUGUCAUACAGAGACUUAACGAGAGUGGUCAGCUGCGGAUUCUGCUUAAACCUUACAAGAUGAUGGGUGUCCUUCCACCAUGUCAGCGUUGUGGUGGAUUUUCCGUCGUUCCGUGCACCGUAUGUUGCGGAAGUAAGAAGAGCACACACCGCAAUGCUUUCACGGAUCAGUUCCAUGCUCUGCGGUGCUCCUCCUGUGAUGCCAAUGGUCUGCAGCGGUGCCCUUUAUGUACAAGUGCAACCUGAACAAAUGAUUCUCACAUUUGAAUGUUUUGUACGGAUAAUACUAGUUUUUUGUUUAUAAAUUACAGGGAUUGUGCAUUAGCUAUAGAUUGAAACCAUCUGGUAAAACAAAAAAGCUGUACUGAAUAAAUGCUCAUAUCUGAAAAUGUGCUGCACGGAAAAAGAUGUAACAAAAUAUGCAUCAUUUUAUGGACGUUAGACAAAAUUUCGUUGUGAUGCAGAAGAUUCGGAUUUAAAUUGUAACAUCGAUAUAACGUUAUGCCUUC
Messenger RNA from Paramacrobiotus metropolitanus, 2135 nucleotides. Its product is annotated as glutaredoxin domain-containing cysteine-rich protein CG12206-like. The record is from RefSeq and is a predicted model, not a curated record. Gene Ontology annotation, biological process: sensory perception of sound. The coding region runs from base 844 to 1872 and encodes 342 amino acids. NCBI's taxonomy places the organism in Eukaryota, Metazoa, Tardigrada, Eutardigrada, Parachela, Macrobiotidae. The transcript is spliced from 4 exons.